Molecule: messenger RNA, 2824 nt
Organism: Aspergillus alliaceus
Lineage: Eukaryota; Fungi; Ascomycota; Eurotiomycetes; Eurotiales; Aspergillaceae
Gene: mrd1
Product: RNA-binding ribosome biosynthesis protein MRD1
Exons: 4
Coding region: 114-2633 (839 amino acids)
Molecular function (GO): RNA binding
Source: RefSeq, a predicted model, not a curated record
GCCGCUGUGGAUACGCACCGACCAAACCCACUCCCCCUCACCGCCUUCAUCGGCACUAUAAGGAAGCGGCAUAAACUAAAAAAUUUUUGGAGCUUUUCUUUUCUCUUCAUUCCAUGCUGGCAUUGGAAAAUAACCAGCCACAGGAUACAAUCAUGGAAAGCACAAGAGUGUUUGUCUCUGGCCUUCCGCCAACUUUCUCCAAUGACCAACUUAGGAAGCACUUUGCUAGUCGCUUCCAAGUUACCGACGCUCAUGUAUUACCCAAGCGCAGGAUUGGCUUUGUGGGCUUGAAGACCCACGAGGCCGCCAAGGAAGCUGCCAAAUACUUCAACAAGACAUACAUUAAGAUGUCUAAGAUCUCAGUAGAUAUUGCUAAACCGAUCGAUUCCGACCCUGCUGCCAAUACUACUCGCAGGGCUAAGAAAGGCGAUGAGCCGGACUCGGCUGCAGAGAGUACACUCAAGCGUAAACGUGAUCGGGAAGCCGACCAGCAAGACUCAAAACUGCAAGAGUAUAUGUCCCUCAUGCAACACUCGUCACAUACAAAGACAUGGGCCAAUGAUGAUGCCGUGAUAAACCCUGUUUCCAAUGACUCACAUACAAAGGUUCAGCCUGUCGAAGCAGAUGAAGCCCCUCAAGAGCUUACUUAUGCUCAGAGGAAGAAGGCAAAGCUUGCGGAGACGUCCGGAGAAGAUGCCUAUGCGUCAAAACCCGACGACCCCGAGCCUAUGGUUGUUGAUGUGAGUGGGGAAGAGCACAACACUGAGGAGGCAAUAGGACAAGAAGAGCCUGCUGCCCAGGAAGAAGAACAACAACCGGUGUCUGAUGCUGAUUGGCUUCGGUCCAAGACAAGUCGCCUUCUCGGUCUCUUGGACGAAGAGGAGCAAGCAGAAUUCGACUUUGCGACGCCAAAGGCUACUACCUCAACGGAGCCCGAAGCUAAGGUUAUGGCCGACUAUAAAGCUGAAGAGACUGCUGCUUCGCCGCCCGUGGUUGACACUGAGAAGCCGACCAAGGUCCCAGAGGUUGAUACCAACAUUGAGAACAUUCGCAUUUCUGCACGCUUGUUUGUGAGAAACUUACCUUAUGAUACGAGAGAGUCGGACCUCGAACCAGUGUUCAGUCCUUUUGGUAAACUUGAAGAGAUUCACGUCGCCUUCGAUACUCGGGUUAGCUCCAGCAAAGGAUUCGCUUAUGUUCAGUAUGUUGAUUCCGAUGCGGCCGUAGACGCCUAUAAAGCCCUCGAUGGAAAGCACUUCCAGGGUCGUUUAUUACACAUUCUGCCAGCUGCUGCAAAGAAAACGUAUAAGAUCGACGAACAUGAGUUGUCUAAAUUACCUCUGAAGAAGCAAAAACAGAUCAAGCGAAAGCUGGAGUCUGCAUCUUCAACCUUCAGUUGGAACUCGCUUUAUAUGAAUGCCGAUGCUGUUAUGUCGUCCGUAGCUGAUAGACUCGGUGUAUCCAAAGCAGAUCUCUUGGAUCCUACCUCGUCGGAUGCCGCAGUAAAGCAAGCCCAUGCUGAAACGCACGUUAUCCAAGAAACUAAGGCUUACUUUACUGCAAAUGGCGUCAACAUUGAUGCCUUUAGAGAGCGAGAGCGUGGAAACACUGCUAUCUUAGUAAAGAACUUCUCUUACGGUGUCAAGACUGACGAGCUUAGGAAAUUGUUUGAGCCGUAUGGGCAGCUUACAAGACUACUGAUGCCUCCUAGUGGCACGAUAGCUAUCGCUGAGUUUGCAAAACCAGAUGAGGCCCAAAAGGCGUUCAAGGGUCUGGCGUAUCGGAAACUCGGAGACUCCAUCCUAUUUCUAGAAAAAGCCCCUAAGAACCUCUUCGACCCAUCUGUGGCCCCGCAGAAACCAACCUUGGAGACGAAGGCUAUAUCUCAAGGAUUUUCAACUGCUGACACAUUCGCGGCGGAUGAGCCUGAGGAUGCCAUUGCCACUGCAACUCUCUUCGUAAAGAAUCUCAACUUUGACACGACGAAUGAACGUUUCGUCGAGCUCUUCCAGCCGCUGGAUGGGUUUGUGGCAGCGAGAAUCAAGACCAAACCCGAUCCCAAACGGCCUGGCCAAACCCUCAGCAUGGGCUUUGGCUUUGUUGAUUUUAGGACCAAAGCUCAAGCUCAAUCUGCGCUUGCUGCAAUGAAUGGCUACAAGCUUGAUCAACAUGAACUGGUAGUUAGGUCAUCACAUAAAGGUAUGGACGCAGCCGAAGAAAGACGACGAGAAGAUACAGCGAAGAAGAUCGCAGCAAGAAGGACGAAGAUCAUCAUUAAGAACUUGCCAUUCCAGACGACCAAGAAGGAUGUCAGGUCACUCUUUGGAGCCUACGGCCAGCUUCGCUCUGUGCGCGUUCCUAAGAAAUUUGACCGGUCCGCUCGUGGUUUCGGUUUUGCAGACUUCGUAAGCGCUCGUGAAGCGGAAAAUGCCAUGGAUGCGCUGAAAAACACCCAUUUAUUGGGCAGAAAACUGGUACUGGAAUUUGCAAACGAGGAGGCUAUCGAUGCGGAGCAAGAGAUCGAGCAGAUCGAAAAGAAAGUAGGACAGCAGUUGGACCGGAUGAAGCUUCAGAAGCUCACGGGAGCCGGACGCAAAAAAUUUACUGUAGGGGCCCAGGACGAGGAAGACUAAAGUCCCUUCUGCCCUUCUCCCUUUGGAUAGGGUCAAUGAAUAGUAAUGGUUCUAUAUUUGUGUUUGUGAGAUAUACCCCCUUGCUUAGCGGAACAAUGGGCAAGUUAACACGUUCCUGCUGUCAGGACAGUGCGUGCAGACGCGUCCUGCAAAGUUCCGUCGCCUCGUGCAUCUUAAUGAAGCUUUAUCUU